AUGGCAAAAGUGAUUAUUGUUACAGGGUCUAAUAAAGGUCUUGGAAGAGCAAUAAUCGAAAAAUUGAUCACCGAGACCCCUGAAUUCACCUCAAUAGUAAUGACAUCUAGAAGUGAAAGCCUUGGUCAGCAAGCCAAAGAGGAAAUCGAGCAGAAAUACGGUCCUCAAUCAAGACUUGUCUAUAGCUCGAGUACUUUUUAGCUUGGGGCUUCCGAUCUUUCCCAACGGGAAAGAGGGGAGUUGGCAAAUAAUUAAUAAUGGUUUGGCCAACUCUCCAAAUAGCAGAAAUCCUGCAUCACGUAGUUCUGUCACUUGAAGAACUUAUUAAGCCAGCAUUAGUUGGUUUAAUCUGCUCCUUUUUAUAUAGGGAAAGAUCAGGAAGCCAAACCAAAAUGAUGCUCUGGCUAUAUCAUCAGCUUGAUGUAACAGACGAGCUCAGCAUUAGAAGACUAACAGAUUUCGUUUACCAUACUUAUGGGAAAAUCUCAGUCUUUAUCAACAAUGCAGGCAUCGCUUUCAAAGGAAAUGACUUUGGACCUCAUGUGGUAGGACCCACAUUUGCAUGCAAUUUCUAUGGCUUAGUCAAUACAACAGAAGCAAUUUUACCGCUUAUGGCUGAUGACGGGCAUAUAAUUAAUGUAACAUCAAGAGCCGGAAAGGCACGGUGAAUUCCAGAUGAAGCCAUUCGAAAUAGAUUUUUAGACCCUAACCUCACACGUGAUGGAUUGUAUCAUUUGGCUGGAGAUUUUAUACAGAGCGUUAGAGAUGGCAACUGGACAGAAAAAGGAUGGCCUACUCAGGGUUAUGCAAUCAGUAAAAACUGCGCAAAUGCUUAUACAAGAAUUUUGGCAAGGGAAUUAAGAGAAAGCGGAUCAAGGGUGAGAGUAAAUGCUGUGUGUCCUGGAAUAUUGAGGACUGAUAUGGCUGGGCCAACAGCUCCUCUGUCUGCUGAAGAAGGGACUAUAACUCCAAUUUUGAUGGUAAGAUAUCAAGGAGAAGAAUCUGGGAGAUUUUGGUAUGAAGGAAGCAUUCAAGAAUGGGACUAA
Blepharisma stoltei is the source of this 1046-nucleotide messenger RNA. Lineage: Eukaryota; Ciliophora; Heterotrichea; Heterotrichida; Blepharismidae. The record is from the annotation of a GenBank genome assembly.